Messenger RNA from Pipistrellus nathusii (Nathusius's pipistrelle), 237 nucleotides. The record is from the annotation of a GenBank genome assembly. NCBI's taxonomy places the organism in Eukaryota, Metazoa, Chordata, Mammalia, Chiroptera, Vespertilionidae.
AUGGCGGUGUCGGCGGCUCUGUCGGUGGCGGCGGCGGCCGCGGCCCUGUCCGGCGUGGCGGUGCGGCUCUCGCGCCUGGCGGCGACCCGCGGCUCCUACGGCGUCUUCUGCAAGGGGCUCACGCGCACGCUGCUCACCUUCUUCGACCUGGCCUGGCGGCUGCGCCUCAACUUCCCCUACUUCUACAUCGUGGCCUCCGUCAUGUUCAACGUGCGCCUGCAGGUGCGGAUCGAGUGA